Molecule: messenger RNA, 1044 nt
Organism: Aspergillus mulundensis
Lineage: Eukaryota; Fungi; Ascomycota; Eurotiomycetes; Eurotiales; Aspergillaceae
Product: porphobilinogen deaminase
Exons: 2
Coding region: 1-1044 (347 amino acids)
Biological process (GO): heme biosynthetic process
Cellular component (GO): cytoplasm
Molecular function (GO): hydroxymethylbilane synthase activity
Source: RefSeq, a predicted model, not a curated record
AUGGCCACCCAAGCCCCGCCCCCCUCCGCUGACCCCGCGUCUCAAAAGAUCUUCACAAUCGGCACGCGCAAGUCGAAGCUCGCCCUUCUACAGACAGAUCUUGUCCUUGCGGCACUCAAGGAACGAUUCCCCGAUUAUACCUUCAAGAUUCACUCGCGCGAAACUGCUGGUGACCAAAACACAACCAUUGCGCUCAAGGACUUCACCACCAAAAACUUAUGGACUCAAGAGCUCGAGGAACUCCUAGAAGCUGGGUCUGUCGACCUUAUUGUCCACUCACUGAAAGAUGUUCCGACCCUGCUCCCCUCCUCUUGCACCCUUGGCCCCAUGAUGAAGCGGGAAGACUCAAGAGAUGUCCUGGUUAUUAAGAAAGAUCUUCCCAAUAUGAGUUUGGCCGAAAUGCCAGCCGGCUCGGUUGUUGGAACGUCUUCCAUCCGCCGUACCGCGCAACUCGCUCGGAAAUACCCGCACCUGAAGGUUAUGGACGUUCGUGGCAACAUCGGCACUCGACUAGCUAAGCUGGACGCGGAGGAUAGCCCGUACACCUGUCUUAUCCUUGCUGCCGCCGGUUUACUACGCCUAGAACUUGGAGACCGCAUCUACCAGUACUUGGACUCGAAGAACGCGGGAAUGCUGUAUGCCGUUGGCCAGGGUGCAUUGGGCAUUGAAAUCCGCAAAGGCGACAAAGUCAUGGAGGACAUGUUGAAGACUGUUGGCCACGAUGAGACAACGUUUGCUUGUCUGGCUGAAAGGAGUCUCCUGCGGACUCUGGAAGGUGGUUGCAGCGCUCCGCUAGGCGUUGAGACUGAGUGGAUUCAAGACACCGAUGGCGCGUCGAAGUUGAGAAUGAGGUCCGUCGUGGUGAGCGUGGAUGGUAGCGAGCAAGCUGAGAUUGAGGUUGAUGGGGCUGUUGACUCACCCCAGUCAGCUGAGGAGUUUGGUGUCACGGUAGCCAAAGCAUUGGUCGAGAAGGGAGCUGGAAAGAUUCUCGCGGAAAUUCAACAAAACAAGCAGCUGAAGGUUCCCGUUUCCGAGUCGACCUAA